Micropterus salmoides (largemouth bass) is the source of this 4910-nucleotide messenger RNA. RefSeq names its product butyrophilin-like protein 10. The record is from RefSeq and is a predicted model, not a curated record. The transcript is spliced from 8 exons. Lineage: Eukaryota; Metazoa; Chordata; Actinopteri; Centrarchiformes; Centrarchidae. The coding region runs from base 239 to 1246 and encodes 335 amino acids.
UGAGAAAAUUAAUUUAACGGCCGCCUGAAGUCGGAACAACAACUCGGAAAAGCAGAGAACAUUUUAGCACUUUUUCAGCACACUUUGACGACAAUGUUAAUGACAGUUCAGCGUUCAUGUUGUUUCCACUUUACCAUGUAAAAGCACAUGAACCCACCGAGAGCGACUUCACAACACGCGAUCAUACAAGGAGCACUUGACGAGUCCAGUAACUUUGGUUUUAAGUAAUUUAUCUAACAUGUUGCAGUUGAAAGCUCUGGAGCUUCUGUUCUUCUGGUUCUGCCUGCUGACUGUGUCUGGAAUAACUCCUGGACACAUGGAUACAAACGGGUCGGGUGACGUCAGAGUGGUUGUGGAAGAAGGAAGUGACGCAAUUUUACCCUGUUCCCUCAGCACCAAGGAGAACGCAGAGGAGAAACUCUUUGACUGGAAGAAAGAUGGUCCGAAGGAGGUUUUCUUUUAUGAUGGAGGCCUUCAUUACAACAACGGCCGUCCAGGUCAAGAUCAUCAGUUCAAAGGUCGCGUCUCACAUUUUCAAGAAGAACUGAAGUACGGCAACGCCUCCAUCAUCAUCAGAAAUACGAAGGUGACCGACUGUGGAAACUACAGCUGUGAUUUUCCACAUCUUCAGCCAAGACAGAUAUUCAACAUUCAGCUACUUGUUGAUCUCACCUUCAGAAACCGUUUAAACGAAAUCACAGGUGCAGCUGCAGAGCCGUCCAUCACGAUAGUUAACAUCACAGAGUUUGGGGUCCUGCUGCAGUGUGACGUUAGAGGUGCUUUUCCUAAACCUACAGUAGAGUGGCAGGACGGUGCUGGAAACAAACUUACUGCUGAAGAGACACAGGUCUCAGAAAGAGAAGGUCACUUCUACAUCACCCUCCAAACCACUGUGACCAAGACCAAAACCAACCGCUUCUAUUGUGUAGUCCAGCAGGACGACAUCGGUCAUAUAAUCAGUAGUAACAUCGCUUUGCCAGAGAAACUGUUUGAGGACACGUGCAGCAGAGGGGACGUCACAGGAUGGUUGGGUGGAAUUUUUUUGGGAGCUGUAAUUGUUGCUGCAGUUCAAGGUUUUCUUGUAGCUACAAAGAUCAUCACAGUACGCUGUAAUAAAGGAGCAGCUGAUGAGAAACAGAAAAAUGGGAAGAAAAACAAAAGAGUGGAGGAAUCAAACCUGCAGGCUCCACCAGGUUCUCGUGCCCAGGAAAACGGUUUUUGUAGAGCUCAUUCAGAGGAGGUGUAAAGGUGUGUGUGAAUGUACUGAAUCAUGUAGAUUAGUCCAAUGCUGUUUUUUUUUAUACAUGCUGUAUAUACUGUAAAUUGUAAAUAUGUAAUCUAACAGAUCUUUGUGAAACGUGUUAUGGUCAGUUUUUGGUUACACAGAGGGGUUUUGACCAAAUACAUUUUUACAUAAAGCAGCUCAACAACGUUACAAUAGCAGCGUUAUUCAAUUGGUCCAGAUUUUAAAUCCAGGAAAUGUACAUGGGCCAAACAUUUUCAGCUGCCUAUUUAAAACCGUUUUGAAACUUUUUGAAAUGACACAUUAACUAAUGGAAAUUAAUGUUUACAAAAUUGAAAAUAAAAAGUACUUGCCAGUCCAGUCAGGAUUAAAGGGAGGGGUUUCAUUGUUUUUCAUCAUGACAGACAAUCACUAGAGCACUUCUCUAACUUAAAUGUACAUUUUACAGCAGGGAAAAUGUUUUUUAAUCGAAAUGACCAACAUUUCUGCAGGUUAUGAGUUCACAAUGGCAACUAUAAAAGAUGAUUUGUUUGAAAAGACAGAAGAGAAAUGUUAUUUAUUUGUAUUUAAUAGGAAAUAAUCCUUUUAUAUAAUGAGCCACAUAUUUAUUUAUAGAUAAUCAGUGAUUUUACAUAUGAAUGUAAUUUAAAAAGCAGAUGUACACACAGUAAUUCUUCUGUUCAAAAUGAGACAGAUGUAGUUUGUUAUUGACUAAAUACAUAAAACAGUUGGGUUCUCACUGAUUUUACAGAAUCAGAUUUACAAUUGUAUACAAAAAAAUGCAAACUGCUAUAAAAAGUUACAAAACUUUAAUGGUGAAAAAAAAAUGUGAGACUUUUUCUCCUGAUGAGAAAUAGUCACGUUUUAAUCUCGUCUCCUAUCAUGUAUCUGUAUGCUGGGCCACACAGGGGUUGCUUGCUAAAUGCCAGUUAAAUAGGUCGUAUCAACAAAGAUGUAAAAAGUUUCACAAAGAUUAUUUUAUUACUGGAUUCUGUAUAGAUUUUUUACUCUUACGUCUCCAUUUUAUUUCUGAACCUUGUUUGUUGCUUUUGUUUUACUUUGUUGUCAAAAUGUAAUUAUCCACUGGAAAAAUAUAAUAAAUAUAAUAUAAAUAAUCUUGAUGUGCAAUUGUUGUUUGUGUACAGCUGUGGUUAUAGUACUUGCUUUUAUUUUCUAUAGUUCCAAAGCAAAAAUCUUUAAAAAGUUUUAAAGUUAAAAUCUACUUGGCAGUAAAUCAGAUUAUGAGCUUAUUGUUUUGGGUGAUGAAGCCUGGCUGUUCUCUUGAAGCAGCCGCUCCAUCGUUCUUGUUUUAUUUUUGCUUUUUGAGGUCUCAUGGACGCUGCUGACUAAGAGAAAGUUAAAUGCAAUAAUACAUCUGUGAAUUACAGGAGUAUCCUACGCUGUCUUCUUCCCUGGUUUCCCCCUGGCGUUGAUACUAGUGUUCAUUCUGAAUAGUAAACCUCAGGCUGUGUGUUAGAGAUCAGUAAUUCACUUGAAAGAUAUUUCAUUAGUUAAAUGGUUUAAUUAGGGUUAGGGGGUGACAAAUAAUCGUGACUAGUCGAUUAAUCAAAUAAUUAACAGAUUAGUCGACUAUGAAAAUAAUGAUUAGUUGAUUAGUUUUAGAAUAAAACUACUGAAAACAUUCAGUCUGAAAGAAUCCUCUAAUCACCUGAUUCAAAAGGUGACUGAAUUUAAAAAGGAAGACUUGAGCUUAUCACACGGAGUAUGAAGCUGGUGAGGUUUUUAUCUGGACUGUGGCUGAUAAUCGCUUUGUGCUCUCAUUGUGUUAAUACAGUAUGUAAGUAAGUAAAUGUUGUAUUACAAGUUAGCAGCUGUGAUUGUAUUCAUGUAAAUAUCAGUCUACACAUUUGUGAAUAUUUAUUCUGUGACUUCACAUUCAACUCACGUGUGUGAAUAUUGUAAACAAGUUAAAAUGUUCUCACAUUUGGCACCCUAUUUAACUUCAUAUUGUAAGGAGUCACCAGAUAAAUCUGGGGGAUUGUGAGAUGAAUAAUAGGAAAGGAAAGAAGAAAAAAAAACAAUUCUGAUACACAAAUUACUUUUGAGUUCUCAAAUACUAACUUUUUAAAGAAAUGUUAGAUAGUUUUACAUCUUUUUGCCUCAAACAGUUUAAAUGAAUUCUUUACAUGAACUAUGUAAAUACAGCAGUGGUAGAACUAAAUACAUUUACUUAAGUAAUUUUAAUUCUGAGGCUUUAAUGUUAUGCCAUAAUAUGGGAUUAUUCUGACAUAUUUUAAAGAAGUUCCCCGCGUCACCCUUUACAAUCAUGGAACAUAUUAAAAGUGUUAUCCCACUUAUACCAUAGCCACUUAAAGCUACUAAAAUUAGUUGCACCACGAUUACUUGUGGCAUACUUAAUUAGUUUAGGCGUAAAGUCAUAACUAAGGCGAGUGGCCAAUCAACGAUCAAUAAUUUAGAGACAGAGUCAAAGAGAGAUUGUAAUUCAAUGCAGAACAAAUGAGAAUUAAUUCUUUGAAGUGUUCGAGCCUUACAGAUGUGAAAUUUGCCAACAAGACAACAGUUUUAGAGAAUGAUUGAUGGGUUGUGAGUCAGUAUUACAAUUUAGAAACUAGACCAUGUCUUCUGAUAUGGAUGUUAAAGUGUUAAAUAACAGAACAAGUUUCACAAAGGCUGUUUUUAUUUCAGGGAUUUUAUCUCUCAACAACUGUUUGAGUAAGAUCUCGAAACAUUUCUGUACCCUGUAUGUGCUUUGAUUCAUUGUCCUUAGUCUUGUUUUAUUGUUGUAUUGCAUUUGUAUUUUCUCCUCUCUCCAUAAACGUGAAGUAGAUGAAGCCACCAUAAUAGUUCUCGGAUUAAAAACUGUAACGUGGCCUGUUUAAAAUAAUGUAGUGCCAUAAAACCUCUAUAAAAUCUUGAGCUGUAAAAUAAGAUAUAGGCCCCCCUUUAUUAAUCCUGUGUGGGGGGAAAUUCAGGUUAAUGGCCGAGACUGUUUUCUUUUUGUUAGAAGUCCUACUAGACUGAAUACGUUGGGUAUAAUUUGAGCCCAUCUAUCUCUAGGAGCCCAAAACAAAGUCUGAAUUGUUUGUAUUUUUUCUGCAGCUCUUUCGAUUUGGGCAAAUGUGAGAAUAUUUGUGUCAAAGGAAAAAUAAUCAACGAAUAUUCCUCAUUUAGUUUUUUCUUUUCGUCCCCGGUGUGAAAAGAUCUUUGGGACGGGACUGAACUUUUGUUUUUUGUUAUUGGAGUUCACUUGUUUCAGAAAAGUAUGUAGAAUAGCGGACUGGCCCUCAGGAGCACCAGGAGAUUUCCCAAUGACCUGAGGGCCGUUUUGUUCCUCCCAUUGUCAACUUGAACACCAUUACAGCAAGUUUUUUUUAUAUUUUUAUAAUAUAGCAAGCAGGAGACUCCACACAUCAGGCCCGUCUCAAGGCCUUUUCAGACGGGGAGCUACAGUUCUGCCUGGUACAUUGGCUAGAAAUUGAAGGAUGGACGUGUUUAUUUCUGUUCUGUUUGCGUUGUUGCGUUGGACACCAGAGAGCGAGUCUUCAGUUUUUUGUCGGCUGAAGGAGCUUUUUGGACUUUUGUAUUACUGACUCUGAUCGUUGAAGCUUAUGUUCAGUGAACGUGUGUGAAGUGUUUAAUGCUUUUGAUAUGACUGAUGCUUGAAAAAUAAAAUAAUUUAACAUUA